AUGGUGUGGGGAUACACCACUCUAUACUCCAGAACCCCCCGCUCCUUCCUCUUCGCCGUUGUUGCCAAUGUUGGCCCCGGUGGCGCCAGCCGCCCCCUGGCCGUGGCCUACCGCCAGGGCUGCGACCGCACCACGGCACUAUGGCCUCCGGAGCGCGUACACCGUUUGGUAGCAGACACUCUCGCGCUAAUCGAAAUCCUCUCGGAUCCCGCAAACCGCGCGCCGCUUGAGGCGGAGAGAGCACUCGCGAAGGACUGGUAUCGUCGGUCUAAGGGGGGCAACGAGGCUCAUAUUAAUGAGCGGCCCAACGUUCCAGACUCGCCGCAGCCUCCUUUCGUCGUGCCUGACGGCCGCCAUAAGAAGCAGGUGCCACCACGGCCCCAGUUGCCGUGGCAUGAUGACACGCUUAGCGAGUUCCCCUUUAUAACGACGUGCCUUCUGCUAGGCUUGUUGCGCGACGAUAGCGAUGCCAUUAAUAGCAACAGCGCGCGCCCCGGCGACGUCCAGCUCCAACCGCUAUCCACUAUGUUUCGCGGCGACUGCACCGAGUACGGCCUUAUCGUUAUCGACAUAUCCGACCUCGAUAGCGGCGUGAAGUAUGGUAUUGUUGCGUUCCGUAUGCACUAUAUGGCCGAGGUUCGGUACCGAGCGAGGUCGAUGGGCUGGGAUCCCGUCGAAGACGAGCCGCCUUUAAAGGAGCCUGACGUUGUACUCGAGAGCUCGCGGCCUCGAGUGCCGCUAUCUAUUCAUCAGUGGCUACGCAAGUACCACAUCUACGAGAACGUGAAAGAGGACCCUAGCAUCCUCAGACUAAAGGAUAGGCCGCUUGUUGAUGAUGCAGCCUUAGACUACUUUCGCCCAUCAAUGCAAACCACCCGCACUGAGGAUGCAUCGACUACAACAACUGCCCCGCGCUGGACCACGUCACAAGAGCCUUUGCAGAAUGCGCAUAUCGACUGUGCUAUUGAUGAUUUGCUUCUGCUCACCCAGGAGCCCACCGAACCCCCCUUCGAGAAAACGGUAAGCGACAACCUCCAAAAGCUCGCCGAGUACCGCGAGCAGCUGCGGCUGCGGCUCGAAGAGGUGCCAGACACCUUAGGUCCAUCCGAGAUCUCGAGCUACAUUUUGCGUGUUGCGUACGCCGGACGCAGUCACCUCAACUGGGUCGCGUUUCAGAACCUUGCGCCCAGCGUGAUCGCUGCCGCCAUUGCAUCUGAUGAACUUCGGGACGCGUCUGCGCUCAGCCUUUGCGUCGAUCAGUUUGGGCUGGAGGGAGACGAGGAAGAGGGAGACCUCGGUGAUCUCGCAACGGUCCUUGCGCAGACCACGGCCCUCAAACAGCUAUGUUUUUUGCAGCGACCGGACCGGGAUAGUGACGACGCCUCCGCUCGUUUCUGCUCCCAGCUGCUGCUGCUGUGGGGGAGGGCAUCAGGAGGAGACCUGGAGUGGCUCCGCACCAAAACUAUUUAUCCGACCUCCGCCUUUUCAACAUCCUUGCGCAGCCGCGGAUUCCUAACAUCGUCCUUGACUAUCAGUCACAGCUUCACUUCCCCCGACGCCCUAGUCUUUCCCGUUGUACACAUGUUCACGCUUGUAAAUCACCAGCGCGAAGAUGGCCCAGACGUAGCCGCAGACCACCACGUCCAGCAAUACCAGAAUAGUUCUAGUUAUAGUUACAGUUACAGUGAUUACUACGCCAUGGACAAUACCCUGCUAGACGCUGAGAGCUUCGCCGUCCGGUUCCUGGCAUAUCUUCGGUCCUUGGGUUCGGGUUCGGGUUCCGAGAAAGCUAUCUUGCGAUUCGCACACAAGGGGGCGUCCUCGUCACUCACCACCACCACCACCACCGUUGAAGAUGGCGACCACUCACCGCCGUCAUGGUCAUCGCCAGGUCAAUUCGGUGUGAGCCCCAUCCCCGCCGGACUUUUCGAUCACGAGCUCCCGCCCAACGACCCGUCAAAAGUCAGACCCAGAGAUAUACAUCCCGGCAGCUGGGUGGUUCUUGUGGAUCUUGUGGACUCUUCGGAACAGAACUCUGAUCAUAUUCAGACGGUGGCGGAGAUGCCACCUUUACCUCCACCUCCACCUAAGUGCCACGCUGGCCUCCCGCUGACUGAUCUAUCUAACCUUAGGCAGCCCUCUGCCAAUAUGGACCGACGAGGCCGCAGUUGCAGUUCAAGCGACGACGACGGUGCCUUCUUACAAUACUCUUUUGUCAAGAUUUGUCAAACCUCUGCCGAGAUUGCACCCGAGCAACAACAACAAAGACCCGUCUCCGUCCCUAAUCUCGUCGAGGUGGUCGGCGGGCUAACAAACUUCCUGCGCGAAACCGCACCGGGCAGUGAUGUUUCCACGUGGGAGGAACAGACCGAGGAGGUAGAGAGGGACCUUCGCACGCGGCGAGCUUCCAUUGGAACGGGGAAACGCUGCAUCGACAUCCGCGUCAUGGCUAAGAGCAGGGCCCACACUUUGCUUAACCAGUUACUGUGA
Molecule: messenger RNA, 2490 nt
Organism: Penicillium samsonianum
Lineage: Eukaryota; Fungi; Ascomycota; Eurotiomycetes; Eurotiales; Aspergillaceae
Exons: 2
Coding region: 1-2490 (829 amino acids)
Source: RefSeq, a predicted model, not a curated record